Molecule: messenger RNA, 2050 nt
Organism: Myripristis murdjan (pinecone soldierfish)
Lineage: Eukaryota; Metazoa; Chordata; Actinopteri; Holocentriformes; Holocentridae
Product: serine/threonine-protein kinase PAK 2-like
Exons: 15
Coding region: 241-1794 (517 amino acids)
Biological process (GO): protein phosphorylation
Molecular function (GO): ATP binding; protein serine/threonine kinase activity
Source: RefSeq, a predicted model, not a curated record
AGGUUCCUCUCCGGCCCGGGAGCCACAGAGCAGCUGGAGGGAGAGAGAGGGAGAGAGAGAGGGACCACCGGAGUGCCGCAUGGUAAAAAGAACCAACUUUCCAACACCUCCCAUGACAUUUGUGAAAUCUCAGUGUCAAAUCAGGGUCUUGAACUGCGUGUGGCUCAGCUGAAACGGGGCGGAGUUACGGGAGUUUGGCCGGAGUGUGUGUGUGACAGUAACCGGUGUACAUGUGUGUAGAUGUGUGACAGCGGAGUGUGUGAGGACAAGCCCCCCGCCCCCCCUGUCAGGAUGAGCAGCCAAGGAGGAGGAGCCAAGGACCCCCAGUCAGCCAAUCACAGCUCUCGGCCGCUGCCCUCAGUACCAGAGGAGAAGAAGUCUAGAAACAAGAUCAUCUCCAUGUUCGCAUCUGAGAAGGGAGGCCGGAAGAAGGACCGGGACAAGGACAGGCCUGAGAUCUCCUCCCCCUCAGACUUCGAACACACCAUCCAUGUGGGUUUUGAUGCCGUCACUGGAGAGUUCACUGGCAUGCCGGAGCAGUGGGCCCGUCUCCUUCAAACCUCCAAUAUUAGCAAAUCAGAACAGAAACAGAAUCCUCAGGCCGUCCUCGACAUUCUCAAGUUCUACGACUCCACCAGCGGAAAACAGAAAUACCUGAGUUUUUCUGCCUCAGAUAAAGAAUCACAGUCGCCGGGUAAGAAGGGUACUGAGACCUCCCCAUCAGGUGUCAAGGACGGCGAUGAUGACGACGAUGAUGAAGCUCCACCCCCAGUUGUGGCACCACGGCCAGAGCACACAAAAUCAGUGUACACGAGGUCAGUGAUCGAUCCGCUCCCACCUCCAGAGGUAGAUGCAGCCUCCAAGGCGGCCGACAAACAGAAGAAGAAGGGAGGCAAGAUGACCGAUGAGGAGAUCAUGGAGAAACUGCGAACUAUUGUCAGUGUUGGCGAUCCCAAGAAGAAAUACACCCGUUAUGAGAAGAUCGGCCAGGGGGCGUCUGGCACAGUCUACACAGCUAUAGAUGUCGCCACAGGGCAAGAGGUGGCCAUCAAACAGAUCAACUUGCAGAAGCAGCCCAAGAAAGAGCUGAUUAUCAAUGAGAUCCUGGUCAUGAAGGAGUUGAAGAACCCCAACAUUGUCAACUUCGUAGAUAGUUUCCUGGUUGGAGACGAGCUUUUUGUGGUGAUGGAGUACCUGGCCGGUGGCUCUCUAACUGAUGUGGUGACAGAGACGUGCAUGGACGAGGCUCAGAUUGCCGCCGUCUGCAGAGAGUGUCUCCAGGCUCUGGAGUUCCUUCAUGCCAACCAGGUCAUCCACAGAGACAUCAAGAGUGACAACGUACUGCUGGGCAUGGACGGAUCGGUCAAACUCACUGACUUUGGCUUCUGCGCCCAGAUCACCCCAGAGCAGAGCAAACGCAGCACCAUGGUGGGGACGCCGUACUGGAUGGCUCCUGAAGUGGUGACCAGGAAGGCUUAUGGCCCCAAAGUGGACAUUUGGUCCCUGGGUAUCAUGGCUAUAGAGAUGGUGGAGGGAGAGCCUCCGUACCUCAACGAGAACCCUCUCAGAGCAUUGUAUUUAAUCGCCACAAACGGGACCCCUGAGCUGCAGAGUCCAGAGAAGCUGUCUCCCGUCUUCAGAUCCUUCCUGUCCCGCUGUCUGGAGAUGGAUGUGGAGAAACGAGGAUCGGGCAGAGAACUGCUGCAGCACCAAUUCCUGAAGCUGGCCAAGCCCCUGUCCAGCCUUACCCCCCUCAUCCUGGCAGCCAAAGAGGCCAUGAGGAGCAACCGCUAGUCCCCAUUGCCUGCCAUACCAACCAGCAUCUUCUACUGCCCUGUGUAUGGUAACCACUAGCAAACCGCUAAAGGUUUACUGUGUUUCAUUUUUUCCAAAUGCCUCUCUCCAAGACGUUGUGUUAUCCUUGUGCUUUCUUAUCCAUGUGCCUUUUUCCAUGGCCCCACACAGCCAUGUUACAUUCACUAACUGCAGUUGUAGCUUGUAUGGCUGGUGUGUUUUUUAAUGCAACAUGUAUUUUUUUUGUCAUAUCAAA